Messenger RNA from Cuculus canorus (common cuckoo), 2432 nucleotides. Its product is annotated as dimethylaniline monooxygenase [N-oxide-forming] 4. Gene Ontology annotation, molecular function: flavin adenine dinucleotide binding; N,N-dimethylaniline monooxygenase activity; NADP binding. The coding region runs from base 423 to 2045 and encodes 540 amino acids. The record is from RefSeq and is a predicted model, not a curated record. The transcript has 9 exons. NCBI's taxonomy places the organism in Eukaryota, Metazoa, Chordata, Aves, Cuculiformes, Cuculidae.
UGUCUGCUUUACUGCUUUACUGACUUCCCUGGGAUACCAAGCAAGUGCCUGCCCAGCACAGGCAGCACACAGGGGGAAAUGGAUCAGGACAACCCCAAGCUGCUGCCAGGGAUGGGGCAGUGCUGAGCUGCAGCAUGGGAGUCCUCGCAAGAGCAGACGCCCUGGGAUUACAGUCUGGAUUUCCAGCAGCACCUCUGCAGAUAAGUUGAGAAAUUUCUGCUGGUGCAUUUAAGCAGAGCAGUACCGAGAAGCUCGGGUGUAAAGGUCAGUGGUGCAAGAGCCGUGGUGAGCUGCCUGGACUUCAGCCUCUCCUUUAAACCUGCGGCUAGAGAAACUUGAAGUAAAGUUCGGCCGAAGUCCAAGCAGCGAAGGCGCAGUGCUGCCCCGCCAAGUUCCUUGGUCAACGCCUGCUGCAGGACAGCAUGGUGCAGCGUGUGGCCAUUAUCGGGGCUGGAGCCGGUGGGUUGGCCUCCAUCAAGUGCUGCCUGGACGAGGGGCUGGAGCCCACCUGCUUCGAGAGGAGCGAGGACAUUGGGGGACUCUGGCGCUACACGGACUCUACAGACAGUGGGAGGGUCAGUGUGUACCGUUCAGUUAUCACCAACACCUCCAAGGAGAUGUCCUGCUUCAGUGACUUCCCCUGCCCAGAGGAUUUUCCCAGUUACCUACCCCACAGUCUUCUCCUGGAGUACUUUCGGAUGUAUGCCAAGAAUUUUGAUCUCCUGCGGCACAUACGCUUCAAGACAACAGCUCUCAGCGUGAGGAAGCGCCCCGAUUUCACCACCUCAGGACAGUGGGAGGUGAUCACUGAGACUGACGGUUUCCAGGAGCUGCAUGUCUUCGAUGCCGUCAUGAUUUGCACUGGCCAUUACCAGCAGCCCUACUUACCGCUGGCUUCUUUCCCAGGUAUUGACACUCGCUUCAAAGGCCAGUACCUCCACAGCCUGGAAUACAAAGAUGUAGAGGCUUUCCGGGGAAAGCGGAUCCUCGUGGUUGGCAUCGGCAACACCGGUGGGGACCUGUCCGUGGAGCUGAGCCAUGUGGCUGCAAAGGUGUUCCUCAGCACCAGGAGCAGCACAUGGGUGAUCAGUCGGGUCUCGGAUCAUGGCUUCCCCUGCGACAUGGUCAACACCACCCGCUUCAACCACUUUCUCAACUGGCUUCUCCCAUCAGCCCUCACCAACAGGAUCAGGUUUAGGAAGUUCAAUUCAUGGUUUAACCACGAGAUCUAUGGCUUGGCUUCCACAAAAAGCUCCAACUUCAAGAUAAUUGUUAAUGAAGAGCUGCCUUUUUGCCUCCUCUCUGGAACUGUCAUCUUGAAGCCAAAAGUGAAGGAGUUCACUGAAAACUCUGCUGUUUUUGAAGAUGGCACAACUGAAGAAAACAUCGACGUGGUGCUUUUUGCCACAGGAUACAACUUCUCAUUUCCCUUCCUUGAUGAGCCUGUUCGCAGCCUUAUCGAUGAUAACCGUUCCCUCUAUAAGUGCAUCUUCCUUCCCCAACUGGAAAAGCCGACGCUGGCCAUCAUUGGCUUAGUCCAGCUGACUGGUUCUGUGAUGGUGGGAUCAGAAAUGCAGGCUCGCUGGGUGACAGGGAUCUUUGCAGGCUGGAACAAGCUCCCACCCGCCAGCAAGAUGAUGGCUGAUGUUUUGAAGAAGAAGCCGUCGGUCAGUAGGAAUCCAUCUGAGAGGGAGAACUUGAAGAUGAGUUUUAUCAGCUACACUGAUGACAUUGCAUCAUGUGCUGGUGUAAAGCCCAGCGUGCUGAAGCUGCUCCUGACAGACCCCUAUCUGGCCCUGACCAUCUUCUUUGGCCCCUGCACUCCCUACCAGUACCGACUGGUGGGACACGGCAAGUGGAGUGGGGCCAGAGAGGCCAUCCUGACUCAGUGGCAGCGGACACUGAAGCCCUUGAGAACUCGGGUGGUGGAUGACUCCUCCAACGUCUCCGACAGCCGGCACUGGAUGCGCCUCCUGGCCCUGUCGGCAGCUCUCAUGGCAGGUUGCCUGCUUUCUAAGUACCACAGGUCAGGCUGGAGCCCCUGAGUAGGUCCCCAGCUGCAGAAGAAAUCUGGUGAGGCCUGGUCCCCGGCAAGCUGGGGAUGAUGUGAAGUUGUGCUGCGGGGUACUGUCAGCAGGGCUGGAGCUGGCCCAGUGCCGGCAGGAGCCCAGACACUGCCUGGUGCCUGGCCUCCUCCCACCAAUGUUUUACCACAUGGAGGAUUGACCCCAAACCGGCUGUGCCCACCUUGCAACAGCACCAGGGUGGAUCUCCAAAGGGCUUUUGAGAAGAGCCCUUUUGAGAUAGGCUUGUGUGCAGGGAAGCAGCCUUCCUCCCUGGCUAGCCAGAGCUUCUUCCAUCAAAUUACCUGUAUCAAUAUUUGUGUUUGUAUGGUAACUUUUGGAAUAUGAAGUAGGGAACCAGAAAUAAAC